Exserohilum turcica Et28A is the source of this 1536-nucleotide messenger RNA. RefSeq lists its product as uncharacterized. The record is from RefSeq and is a predicted model, not a curated record. NCBI's taxonomy places the organism in Eukaryota, Fungi, Ascomycota, Dothideomycetes, Pleosporales, Pleosporaceae. The transcript is spliced from 3 exons. Bases 85 to 1536 code for a protein of 483 amino acids.
GUUUCAUUAUUGCAUCUUGCUGAGCUGAGCAUUUCAGGAGAAGCACUGUCGAACAUACACUGAAAACUAAUACUAGUCUGUCUCAUGACUCUCAAGUUACUCUUGCUGCUCGUCGCAGCUCUCGCCAUCGGCUCGACGGUGGUGCUUCGACGCAGCAAACGCAACAUCUUGCUGGAGCGACUCCGCGUAGGCGGACGCAGAGUAUCUGGUGCAAGAACGCCUCCCAGAUCUCUCUCACCCGACAAGAAACCCGCCAUCCCUCCCGAAUUCAAUUACUCGCAAGCUUUUCCCCCCUCACGACGAGACGCUCUAACUGGAAUCUUGAACGAGGAAGACAUCGACGAGCCAGUGGGAGACUGGACAAAGGACAUGCUACCCAUGGACAUGUCGUAUCUCGACGCCGACGACUCGAAGCGCCUCCCCUGCGGCUUUUCCAUCAAAGAAAUCAAGGCUCUCGGCGACUUUCCAGACUACGCUGCUCUCAGCGGUGUACCUCUUCCCGCGGCAUACCCCGAGUUUGACAUAGCCAAAGCGUUGCCCCGGCCCUACCGCCCGUUCCGCUGGCCGUACCACCAAACCAUGUCACUCAGCAAGCUCCAACCCGACUGGUGGCUCGAGCUGGAAAACACAUACAAAACACGCAUCCAGCAGCGCCUGGCCCUGUACGCCACGCACGGCCCAAACGUGCUCAACGCGCUGCCCGGCUCCGAGCUCGCAUGCAAAGAAACCAUGGAAACGGCCCUGCAAUUCCUGUGCCAACGCUACCCGCACUACUUCCGCUUGUCCCCGGACAAGACGACGCUGCACAACGCCAUUCUGGGCGUGCAGACAAACCUGCUAGAUACGCCGCCGCUGCAUGUUUUGCUCAGCAAUGUACCAGAGGACUUUGCGGUUAUGCAGCGUAGUCAUGAGAGCGGGCGCUAUGUCCUGCGUGCAGGUGUCAUUUGCAGUGCGAUUGGGUGGAAUCUGGGCUCCAAACUGGGAUUGCAUUUGUCCGAGAUUCAUGCGCCGAUUCCGGAUUAUAAGGAGAAGAUGGAGUUUUCCAUGGAGAGAUACUUUACCAAACUCGCCACUACAUGUCCCAUCCAACGCGGCUCGUGGGGCCUCGAACUCGACCAACCACUCUACGUACCUCCAGAUUCACACUCUUCGUCGCCAAGCCCAACCCAAACGGCCACACCCCCGGAUCUUACCCGCAUCCACCUGCGCGUAGACUGGCAAACACUGCGUCGGCUCCCCUUAUCCGGGGCCAUCCUAUUCAACUUCAAAGCCAUCUUCACGCCCGUGACUCGUUUCCGCACGGAACCGCGGGUACCAGGGUUGCUGGUGGGGAUUCUGCGGGGCGCAAAGAGGGCGUUGCUGGCGUACAAGGGCAUGGGGCGUGUAGAAGGGGUUGUGGUGGAUGCGCUGGAGAAAUGGCACGAGGAGCAGGUAGCGAGGGGCUGGGUGCAUGGGGAGUGGGAGGCUGAGACGCUGGGGGAGAGCCCGUGGUUUGAGGGGUGGGAGGCCAAGUGGAGGGGGGAGCAGGGGUUUUGA